AUGAGCAGAUGGACAAGCAAGCGCGGAGAGAGGCACCUUGCACAAAAGCCCACGCUGCACCCGCUGCGCUUCGGCAGAGUCUGGUUGGUGGUGCAGCACCGAAUCCUCAACCUGCGGUCUGUAGGAUCUGCAAAUUAUCACAAACUAUCACAACAGCUGCUCCGAGGGCGAUCCAAAUCCAAACUCCGAUCCAGCAACGAGGCACAAAAGGGCCCUUACGGUUUGCAAGCCAAAACAUGGCCAAAAGUGACACAAAAGACCAACACAAAACUCACACACCGACACACGACCCUCAAACCGGCACCCUAA
Molecule: messenger RNA, 309 nt
Organism: Pseudozyma hubeiensis SY62
Lineage: Eukaryota; Fungi; Basidiomycota; Ustilaginomycetes; Ustilaginales; Ustilaginaceae
Product: O-acetylhomoserine lyase
Exons: 1
Coding region: 1-309 (102 amino acids)
Source: RefSeq, a predicted model, not a curated record